Tupaia belangeri chinensis (Chinese tree shrew) is the source of this 1088-nucleotide messenger RNA. RefSeq names its product zinc finger protein 25-like. The annotation marks the transcript as partial. Gene Ontology annotation, biological process: regulation of transcription by RNA polymerase II. Gene Ontology annotation, molecular function: DNA-binding transcription factor activity, RNA polymerase II-specific; RNA polymerase II cis-regulatory region sequence-specific DNA binding. The record is from RefSeq and is a predicted model, not a curated record. The transcript has a single exon. NCBI's taxonomy places the organism in Eukaryota, Metazoa, Chordata, Mammalia, Scandentia, Tupaiidae.
GAGAGAAGCCCUAUGAGUGCAAACAAUGUAAAAAAACAUUUUCCCAGAAUUCAGACCUCACUGUACAUCAGAGGAGUUACAUAGGAGAGAAAUCCUAUGAAAAUAAAAUAUGUGAUAAAAUGUUCUACAAGAAGUCACACUUCACUGUGCAUGAGACAACUCACACUGGAGAGAAAUCCUAUGAAUGUGGGGAAUGUGGAAAAUCUUUGAGUUUCAAGUCAGUCUUUAGUAGACAUUGGAAAAUUCAUACAAGAAAGAAAACCUAUGAAUGUGAGCAAUGUAGGAAAAGGUUCUCCCACAAGUCAUAUCUCGUUGUGCAUCAGAGAUCUCACACAGGAGAAAAACCCUAUGAAUGUGAACAAUGUAGGAAAAAGUUCUCCCGGAAGUAUUACCUAACUGUACAUAAGAGAACUCACACAGGAGAGAAGCCCCAUGAAUGUGAACAAUGUAGGAAAAGGUUCUCCUUCAAGUCACAUCUCAUUGUGCAUCAGAGAACUCACACAGGAGAAAAACCCUAUGAAUGUGAACAAUGUAGGAAAAGGUACUCCAGCAAGUCACAUCUCAUUGUGCAUCAGAGAACUCACACAGGAGAAAAACCCUAUGAAUGUGAACAAUGUAGGAAAAGGUUCUCCUACAAGUCAGAUCUCACUAACCAUUGGAGAAUCCACGCAGGAGAAAAACCCUAUGAAUGUGAACAAUGUGGGAAAACAUUCUCCAGGAAGUGUUACCUAACUGUACAUAAGAGAACUCACACAGGAGAGAAGCCCCAUGAAUGUGAACAAUGUAGGAAAAGGUUCUUCUACAAGUCACAUCUCAUUGUGCAUCAGAGAACUCACACAGGAGAAAAGCCCUAUGAAUGUGAACAAUGUAGGAAAAGGUUCUCCUGGAAAUCAGUUCUCAAUAGGCAUUGGAGAACUCACACAGGAGAAAAACCCUAUGAAUGUGAACAAUGUAGGAAAAAGUUCUCCCGCAAGUCACAUCUCAUUGUACAUCAGAGAACUCACACAGGAGAAAAACCCUAUGAAUGUGAACAAUGUAGGAAAAGGUUCUCCUGGAAAUCAGUUCUCAAUAGGCAUUGGAGAACGUAG